GCUGGCUGCUAAGGGCUGCUCCUCACUUCUGCAGAGGGAAGGACAGAGACUGACAUGGAGCAGGGGAAGGGUCUGGCCGGCCUCAUCCUAGCUAUCAUUCUUCUUCAAGGUACUGUGGCCCAGUCAAAAAAAGAAAACAAUCUGGUAAAGGUGGAUGAAACUCAAGAAGAUGAUUCAGUACUUCUGACGUGCAACUUGGAGGAAAAGAAUAUCAAAUGGUUUAAAGAUGGAAAAAUAAUAAACUCUCUAAAUGAAAGUAAAAAUGUAUGGAAUCUAGGAAGUAGUACCAAGGACCCUCAAGGGAUAUAUUGGUGUCAAGGAUUAAAGGACACUUCAAAACCACUCCAAGUGUAUUACAGAAUGUGUCAGAACUGCAUUGAGCUCAAUGCAACCACCGUAUCCGGCUUUAUCUUUGCUGAAAUCAUCAGCAUUUUCUUCCUCGCUGUUGGAGUCUACUUCAUUGCUGGACAAGAGGGAGCUCGCCAGUCAAGAGCUUCAGACAAGCAGACUCUGUUGCCCAAUGACCAGCUCUAUCAGCCCCUCAAGGAUCGGGAAGAUGACCAGUACAGCCACCUUCAAGGAAACCAACUGAGGAAGAAAUGAGCUCAGGACUCAGAGGAGGUGCUCUCCUUCUAUUCAGUUUUCAGAAUCAAAGCAAUACAUUUUGGAGAGAUCCUAGCAGAGAGAUUUUCAGCCCUAAACUCAAGGUUCCCAGGGGUGACAAAUGGGUAAGAAAGGCCAUCAGAGCAAAUUUGGGUUUUUCUCAAAUAAAA
Molecule: messenger RNA, 773 nt
Organism: Propithecus coquereli (Coquerel's sifaka)
Lineage: Eukaryota; Metazoa; Chordata; Mammalia; Primates; Indriidae
Gene: CD3G
Product: CD3g molecule, gamma (CD3-TCR complex)
Exons: 7
Coding region: 55-603 (182 amino acids)
Biological process (GO): cell surface receptor signaling pathway; positive thymic T cell selection
Cellular component (GO): membrane; alpha-beta T cell receptor complex; external side of plasma membrane
Molecular function (GO): transmembrane signaling receptor activity
Source: RefSeq, a predicted model, not a curated record